Molecule: messenger RNA, 1925 nt
Organism: Lacerta agilis (Sand lizard)
Lineage: Eukaryota; Metazoa; Chordata; Lepidosauria; Squamata; Lacertidae
Product: arf-GAP with dual PH domain-containing protein 1-like
Exons: 11
Coding region: 120-1259 (379 amino acids)
Biological process (GO): positive regulation of GTPase activity
Cellular component (GO): plasma membrane; intracellular membrane-bounded organelle
Molecular function (GO): phosphatidylinositol bisphosphate binding; GTPase activator activity
Source: RefSeq, a predicted model, not a curated record
AAAAAAACAACCUCUAAAAGUUCUCUAAAUCUACCUCUUGUGCAAGGUGGACGUGUGAUCACAGGUACCAAGGAGGCAGAUUUCCGCUCCGCGCUGGAGGGUUCCAAGGCAUUCCAGAGAUGAUGGCUACAGGAGAUGGCAGGAAUGUGAACAACCUCAAGGAAGUGUGGAGCAAAGAAGAGAACGCCUUGUGUGCAGAUUGUGGGGAACCUGACCCUGACUGGGCCUCCUAUACUUUGGGCGUCUUCCUCUGCUUAAACUGCUCAGGGAUUCAUCGCAACAUCUCUGACAUCAGCAAAGUCAAGUCACUAAGGAUGGACCACUGGGAUGAAGGUCAGGUGCAGUUUUUGAUGCAGCAUGGGAAUGCAGUGGCCAAGGCAACGUAUGAGGCCCAUGUUCCUAUGUACUAUUACCGCCCAGUCCACACUGAUUGCCAAGUCCUGAGAGAGCAGUGGGUACGAGCCAAAUACGAACGGAAAGAAUUCACGGAGCCAGGAAAACAUCCGCCUUAUUCCAAUGGAUUGAAGGAAGGGAUUCUGUGGAAGCGAGGCAGAGACAACGGGCAGUAUCUUCCGCGCAGGUUUCUGCUGUCCGAGAGAGAGGGCUGUCUCAAGUAUUUUGUCAAACAGGAUGCCAAAGAACCAAAAGUAGUUGUUAAGAUUGACACUGUCAAUGCCACGUUCCAGCCAGAGAAGACAGGGAACCCAAAUGGCCUGCAGAUCACCUACCUUAAAGAGAACAAGACUCGCAACAUCUUCCUUUAUCAUGAGGAUGGGAAGGAAAUUGUGGACUGGUUCAAUGCGAUCCGCGCAGUACAAUUCCACUAUUUGAAGGUGGCCUUUCCUGUUGCCAGUGAUCACGAGCUCAAAAGCCGACUGACUCGGAAUUUCCUGAAAGAAGGCUACAUGGAGAAGACUGGGCCCAGGCAAAAGGAGUCUUUCAAGAAGCGCUGGUUCACUCUGGACCACCGAAGGCUGAUGUACUUCAAGGAUCCUAUGGAUGCUUUUGCGAAAGGUGAAGUGUUCAUAGGUAGUGAUGGGCAUGGAUAUGGUGUCCGGCAAGGGCUGCCAACCGGCACGCAGGGCACCUUCACCUGGCCGUAUGGCAUCACCAUUAUCACACCUGACCGGGAAUACCUCUUCACCUGUGAGACUGAAAGGGAGCAGCAAGAGUGGAUUGCAGCCUUCAGGCAUGUUAUAGAGCAGCCCAUGACACCCCAGGAAUAUGCAAUUGAAGCUUAUUUCAAGCUGAAGCCCUAACAUCUUUGAAGGAGAGAGACUUGCUGCUUUUCUACUUGUUGGUCUGCCCACUUGGGAAACACAGAGUUAAAGAGGGCAUCCUUUCUCAAAGAAGCUGCUAUGCUGUAUUCCCGUGCCUCGUGGUCGGGAUCCAUUUGGACAGCAGAGCUUUCUGCCAUUUUGUUCAGCAACGGAUCAAGAUGGAAAGCGCAGGGGCUGAUCAUUAUUUGUCCUGUCCCACCAUAGGCCUGGCAGGCUUGCUUUCUAUUGGUCACACUAUAUGCAGGGGCCCUCCUCCGUGGCUUACUACUGCUUGCUGCUGAUUGGCUGCUGUCUUUUCAAGGCUUCAACAGGAAGAUAGAAAAAAACCCACUCAUCAAAACAGCUGUGUGUACCAAACUGAUGAGUAUUUUAUUUUGCUCCUGAUUCUGCUCCUGCCCCACAUCUCUCACUCUCUGAUUAUUCUGAUGUCCUAGCUGCCAGGUUUCCCCACUUUGCUAUCUAUUCAAAGCCACGAUAAACCCACCAUCUUUCUCUUGACUUCAAGUUCCCGGCAGCCUGCAGCAGUGCUUGUCUUUUGAGUUCAUAUUGUUGCCUGAGGACUGUCAUGAGUGCAGAGACUGUUCUGGGUGGUCCAGUCAUGCAUGCCUCCCUCUCAAAACAGGCCAAGAAAACACACACACACAC